Messenger RNA from Cololabis saira (Pacific saury), 5417 nucleotides. RefSeq names its product euchromatic histone-lysine N-methyltransferase 1b (gene ehmt1b). Bases 26 to 3916 code for a protein of 1296 amino acids. Gene Ontology annotation, cellular component: nucleus. The transcript is spliced from 27 exons. The record is from RefSeq and is a predicted model, not a curated record. Gene Ontology annotation, molecular function: protein-lysine N-methyltransferase activity; zinc ion binding; histone methyltransferase activity. NCBI's taxonomy places the organism in Eukaryota, Metazoa, Chordata, Actinopteri, Beloniformes, Belonidae.
UGGGCGGAGCUAACGUCCAGGCACCAUGGCUUCGGUCGGAACCGAGCCCGCUGGUCUGGCUGUGGAUAAGGCUGGAUCCACAGAGAAUGAGGGACUCGAUCCAGCAAGCAACGGAGAGGAGAAGCCAGAUGGAGACAAGGAGGUAGCAGACCGACUGGCCGCUUCCCUUGCAGCAGAGGCAAUGCUCAACGGCACAGAAUGUGACAACACGAGGCACAAGAACUUGACAACAGACAACAAUAAGACUGGAUUAUUGAUAAAUGAAAAUGGCACAUCAGAUAUGGAGCCUCCACAUGGUUCUGUUACUGGAAGCAAUGGAUUAAGUCUUGAAAAGCAGCAGCAGCAGGAAGGCAGUGGUGCUGCGACGGCAGAUUUGGGUGUUUCCCCUCAUAGGACUAACAGGAUGCCUUUGGGCUUAGGACACACGGUGAAAUCUCCCCUUGCUUCGGGAUCAGGGGGUGUGCAGACUCAGAGUUCAGGUGCUUUUAGGACUGCCACCUGCACAGGGACCGCGUCGGGGCAGGAGACGCCAGACACUGAUAAUGGCACAGCUUCCUGUCUUUCUCCAGCAUCCCUACACAGAGCACGCAAGGCCAUGCCCGGUCCUGCGGUCAGUCCGGCACAAAAGCUUCUUAACAGGGAAUCGCGGGAAGCAACGGAGGCCAUUGCCGAAUCAGAUGUGCAGACAUCCAUGGAGGAUUCAUCUACUCAGUACCAUCUACCUCAGAAGCCAGCAGAUUCAUCAGCUUCAGAACAAACUGCUUCCUCCACCUCACCAGCAACUCCUACACAGUCUGCCACUCCUGCAGCUUCUCUAGCCGUUACCAAGCUCCGACUCGGAUCGUACUCAGCUGGCUUGUCGUCCCGGAAAAAGAAGAGGAGGAUGGGAAUGUACAGCCUGGUUCCCAAGAAGAAAACCAAAGUGCUAAAGCAGAGGACUAUGCUGGAAAUGUUUAAACGACUACAGCGGUCUGACAAGAGCUCACAGAAAAAAGGGGUGGCAAACGUAAAUGCUGAGAAGGUAGGAAAUGCAUCUAAAGAGGAGGAGCGACAGCAUCAAGCAGAAACAUCUGAACCAGCUGAUCAGAAAAAAGGGGUGGCAAACGUAAAUGCUGAGAAGGUAGGAAAUGCAUCUAAAGAGGAGGAGCGACAGCAUCAAGCAGAAACAUCUGAACCAGCUGAUCAGGUGGAAGAGGAGCAAGAGUCUGGAGACAAAAAUGUUGAGGAGGAGGACACAGAAUCCUACUUGUCUCCUUCCCCACCCGAGAGCACCGAGUCAAGUGUGAAGAAGAAGUUGAAAAAGAAAACAAAGGCACCCAGCGCAUGGCUCAGGCCUUCCAGGAAGAGAAAAAGGAAAAUGCAGACCAAAGAAAUGGAGGCUGAUGUUCAGCCUCAAGCAUCUUCCCAUCCUCACGCAUGUGACGACAAGGAGUACACGGACAUUCUCCCCUCUGAGUCUGUCAGCCUCAGCAAGACUUCACACGACAAAGACACUCCAGUGUCAGUUGUUGAGGAGGCUCAGGAGCUUCCCCUCUGCAGCUGCCGCAUGGAGACCCCCAAGAGUCGAGAGAUUCUCAUCCUAGCAGACAGGAAGUGCAUGGCAACAGAGAGCAUCGAUGGACAGUUAACCCGCUGCCAAAGUGCCGUCGUGAAACAGGAAAUGAUGCGUCCUUCCAACUCGGUUCCGCUGCUGGUUCUUUGCGAGGACCACCGUAACGGCAUGGUGAAACACCAGUGCUGUCCUGGCUGUGGCUUCUUCUGCAGAGCAGGGACGUUUAUGGAGUGCCAACCGGAUGUCAGUAUUUCUCACCGUUUCCAUCGGGUUUGUGCCUCAGUGCUGAAAGGUGAAAGUUUUUGUCCUCACUGUGGAGAAGAGGUCAGCAAAGCCAUGGAGGUGACCAUUACCAAGGCAGACACCACCUCCACUGUUCCCCUCGCUGUCACACAUGGCCCAGCCACACACGGGGCUCUGGAGGGCCGAGCAGACACCACCACCGGCAGCUCUUCUUGUUUGGCUGUGGGUGCUGAAGCCAGUGGUCGGGCCGACAGCUCCGUUGCCAUUCAUUCUUCUCAAUUUCUCGACACCUCUGCUAUUCCUGGGACAUCCAGGAGUACCACUCCUGUGAUGGGAACAACCGUCCCUCCUCCAUUCCUUACAGGAACACCAAUAGAAACCCUGGAGAAUGUCCUGGUGGCUCUGAACACGGAGAAGCCCAAGAAACUGCGUUUUCAUCCCAAACAACUUUAUGUCUCUGCAAAACAGGGUGAUUUGAAGAAAGUUGUGCUUAUGUUGGUUGACGGCAUUGACCCAAACUUCAAGACGGAAUCCCAAAACAAACGGACGCCACUGCAUGCAGCAGCCGAGGGAGGACACAAAGAUAUCUGCCACAUGCUUGUACAAGCCGGCGCAAACUUGGACAUGUGUGAUGAAGAUCAACGGACUCCACUGAUGGAGGCAUGUGAGAACAAUAACAUGGAGGUUUUCCUGUAUCUGCAGAGAGCUGGAGCCAAUAUCACGCACAAGGAUGCUGAAGGGUUCACGUGUCUCCACCUAGCGGCAAAAUCCGGCCAUUACAAGAUUGUUGACCACCUUUUGUCCUCGGAACUCAUUGGAAUAAACGUUCAGGAUGAUGGAGGUUGGACACCAAUAAUCUGGGCUACAGAGUACAGACAUGUGGACCAGGUGAAUCUGCUUCUUUCCAAAGGAGCCGACAUCGGCAUCAGGGAUAAGGAAGAAAACGUUUGUCUUCACUGGGCAGCCUUCUCUGGCAGCGUGGACAUCGCUGAGCUGCUGCUGAACGCCAGUAGCGACCUGCAGGCCGUUAACAUUCACGGAGACUCACCUCUGCACAUCGCUUCUCGGGAGAAUCGCCUGGAAUGUGUCACACUUUUCCUGUCUCGAGGAGCAGAUGUGUUUUUGAAGAACCGUGAGGGAGAAACCCCGUCAGACUGCUGCAGCCACAACUCCAAGGCCUGGGCCGCCCUGCAGCUCAACAGGAAGGACAGGGAGGCCAAGAAGAUCAGGCUCGGCUAUGCGGAACAAAAAAUCCUUCUUAGCGACAUAUCUUUAGGUCAGGAGAAAUUUCCCAUUCCCUGUGUCAACGCUGUGGACAACGAGCCCUACCCACAUGACUACAAAUACAUCUCUGAAAACUGUGUCACCUCCCCCAUAAAUAUUGACAGGAACAUAACGCACUUACAAUACUGCGUUUGUAAGGAAGACUGUUCUUCUAGCAUCUGCAUGUGUGGGCAGCUCAGUCUGCGCCGCUGGUAUGACAAGAAUGGCUGCCUUCUGCCGGAGUUCUGCCAUGAGAAUCCUCCUCUCAUAUACGAAUGCAACCAUGCAUGUUCCUGUUGGAAGACGUGCAAGAACCGUGUGGUACAAAAUGGACUCAGGAUCAGACUUCAGCUUUUUAGGACCAUUGAUAAAGGCUGGGGUGUUAGGACGCUGCAAGACAUUCGGAAGGGGACCUUCGUAUGCGAAUAUGUGGGUGAGAUCAUUUCCGAAGCAGAAGCAGCGAUGAGGCAAAACGAUGCUUACCUGUUCAGUCUGGAUAACAAGCCAGACUAUCUCUACUGCAUCGAUACCUGUUUCUAUGGGAACAUCAGCCGCUUUCUAAACCACAUGUGUGAGCCUAACCUGUUUGCCUGUCGGGUUUUCACAACACAUCAGGACCUUCGAUUUCCACAUGUUUCCUUCUUCGCCGGUGAAAACAUCAAGGCUGGAGACGAGCUUGGAUUUAACUAUGGCAACCACUUCUGGGAAAUUAAAAGGAAGCACUUCGGCUGCGAAUGUGGCUCGCUCAAGUGCAUGUACUCAACUGCGUGCCUGCAGCCUGACAGCACACCAGAGAACCAUCAGAUGCCCAGCUCGCCUGACACCAUUCUUUUCAACAGUCCCCCCAGUCCUUUCUAAAACAGUCCGCACACUAAAUUUGGCUCCUCAUCCACAACAGACGGUUUCUCCUUCACCAACACCCCCCUCCCCGAACUUGAAUCAACAAACCUGUACUGUAUUCACUUCUCAUUAAAAGCAAGGACCACCGACCUUCAUGACAACCUGUAAAACUUUAUUACACACAACCAGAUGCACAAUCAAUUCCUGGAUGGACUAACUGCUCAUUUAUUCUACCAUAUAUAUACACAUAUAUGUAUAUAUAUGUAUAUAUAUAUAUAUAUGUGUGUAUAUGUAUGUGUAUUUAUGUAUAUGAAUAAGGGGAUGAAUUUGGACCAUGCACAGUAAACACCGCAGGGACAAUAAAAAAAAAACAAAAAAACUGUGCAUUUUGCUGGGAAGGUAAACUGUUUUAAGAUAUUAAGUUGACAUUGUUGUGAUCAAAGCAGUUUUGUGGUAUCGUCUUUUGCAAAGACAACCUCGGCACACAGCUGGGUUUUACUGCUUUGAUCUUUUCGGUCAUUUACCAUGAACCAUUCCAGCAAGAUCAGCUGAUCACUGUUGUACAGAAGAGGAUCAGGGCCACUGAAGAAAAAAAAAAGAAUUCUGAGAAAAAUUACUUUAAAAGACUUUAAUCAGAAACCUAAAACAAAAAAAUUUACGGAGGAUUUUUUUUUUUUCAAAAAAGUCAAGAGUUCAGAUUUUUUUUUUUGUUAUUAAAAAAAUCACCCCUAAAUUUUUCUUUUAAGCUUCUGAAAAAAAAGUCCGAAUUCUGACUUUUUCUUCAAUGGCCCUAAUAUUCUUCCGUAUUAUUGAAUAUUUUUUUCCGCUUGUUUUGUUUGUGUUUUGUCAUCUUUUUAUAGUGAAAGGACAUACAUGUCCCACAUCUUUCACCGCUGCUGGUGAUGGGUUGAUGAAAUAAAAUGAAAGACAAAGAGGUGUUACAAAAAGUGGACUUUAAAAAAAAAAUAUAUAUAUAAACAUGUGCUACUCAACUGCGUUUAGAUUGUCUGUCUAGUAGAAAGCUGAACCAUUCCUCAGAAAUGAGGCCUUUCUAGUAUGAAUUAUUGUCUGACCUUUUUAUUAAACUUGUUUGAGGGGACUGAAAUGUGUCAGUUUGCCACAAUAGUAGAGAAAUUGAUUGAACCUAAAAUUAUUGAAAAAAACAAGAAAAAUGGUGCUGACAAAGGUUUUACUUUUUUCAAUUAUCCAAGUGAACAUAGUUUGUAAAAUAAGAUGUUUUUACUUUUUUUUUAAUGUUAUCUCUUUAUUUCUAAUCAUAGUUAUCGUAGUUAUGUUUUCAUGUUCUUCAGAAUUUUGCUGACAGAAGCCAAACCAUCUUGUUAACCGUUAAUAGGAAGCAGUGACUGUUGUGUAAAGUCUUGAAAGGUAGAAACGGGGGAAGAAUUAGAUUUUUUUUAUAAAAUACACUUCCAUUAAGUUCUGUUACAUUUUUCUGGACCGUGAACCAUCCAUCUGAUUGGUUGUAUCUUUUUCAAUAAAUUUAAUACUAAUGCAUUUA